Messenger RNA from Sceloporus undulatus (fence lizard), 2073 nucleotides. Its product is annotated as vomeronasal type-2 receptor 26-like. NCBI's taxonomy places the organism in Eukaryota, Metazoa, Chordata, Lepidosauria, Squamata, Phrynosomatidae. Gene Ontology annotation, cellular component: membrane. The transcript is spliced from 4 exons. The record is from RefSeq and is a predicted model, not a curated record. Gene Ontology annotation, biological process: G protein-coupled receptor signaling pathway. Gene Ontology annotation, molecular function: G protein-coupled receptor activity. Bases 1 to 2073 code for a protein of 690 amino acids.
AUGGUUCCAAAUGAAUCCCAUCAGUACACUGGGAUUAUCUGGUUGCUUCAGCAUUUCAGAUGGACAUGGGUUGGUCUCUUUGCUGUUGAUAAUAAUAAUGGAGACCAUUUCUUGCAAACCCUGGAAUCAUUGCUUUCCAAGAAUGGGAUCUGUUCAGCCUUCACACAAAGAAUCCCACGACUUGCCCGUUUGGAUGAUUUGGAUGAAAUCACCGAUAUAGCCUUCAAUAUUUAUAUGCACUUAUUGGAUAAUAAAACAAAUGUAUUUGUUAUCUAUGGAGAAUCCCUGACCACUGCGUGGCUCAGAACUAUUGUAUUUUUCCAAGACCCUGAAAAUAAAGAAAGCACAUCAUUUGGAAAGGUGUGGAUCAUGACGUCUCAGAUUGAUUUCAUCUUGACAGGCCUUCAAAGAGGUUGGAAUCUUCACUUGUUCCAAGGUGCCAUUUCCUUUAGCGUCCAUUCAGAAAAUAUUCUAGAUUUUAGGAAGUUUCUCCAGGUAAUAAAACCUUAUUCAACCCAAGAUGAUGGAUUUCUCAAAGUCUUCUGGGAGCAAGCAUUUGACUGUUCAUUUCCAAAGCCUGGGGUGGCAAUAAGUGUCACUGAAAUAUGUACUGGAGAUGAGAAACUGGAAAGUCUUCCUGGAUCUCAGUUUGAACUUCUCAUGACCAGUCAUAGCUACAGUAUCUAUAAUGCUGUCCAUGCUGUCGCUCAUGCUUUGCAAGCUAUGUCUUCUUACAACCUCAGAGAAAAGGGUUGCAUACCUCAUCCAGCUAUGAGAUGUAACAAAGCCGGACUGCACAGUUUUCAGGCUUGGCAGCUCCAUGAAUUUCUUCAAGGGCUUUCAUUUAAUAACUCAGCUGGAGAAACAGUGUCCUUUAAUGACAAAAGGGAAAGGGAAGGUGGAUUUGACAUCAUUAGUUUAGAUACAUUUCCAAACAAGUCCUUCCAGAAAGUGAAAGUUGGGAGGGUGGACCCCAUUGCUCCUCAAGGAAAAGAAUUAAUGAUGAACACAGAUCUUCUCGUGUGGCAUAGCAAGUUUAAGCAGAUGCCUCCCCUUUCUCUUUGUAAUGAACCCUGUCAUCCUGGUCAUCAGAAGAAAAGCAAGGAAGGAGAAAAAUUCUGCUGCUAUGCUUGUGUUCCAUGUUCAGAAGGGAAGGUUUCCAACAAGACGGAUAUGAAUGACUGUGUCCAAUGUCCUGAACAUCAAUAUUCUAGCAAGGAGAGAGAAAGAUGUGUCUCCAAAACGAUUAGCUUUCUCUCUUAUGUAAAUCCAUUGGGGAUCAUUUUUGCCUCAGUUGCUCUUUCUCUCUCCUUGGUUACAGUGUUUGUGCUCACAACUUUUCUCAAGCACAGAGAUACCCCUCUUGUGAAAGCCAACAACCGGAACCUGACCUAUCUGCUCCUCAUUUCUCUUCUUCUCUGCUUCCUCUCUCCAUUCUUGUUCCUUGGCCAGCCAGGAAAAGUGACCUGCCUUCUCAGGCAACCAACCUUUGCCACCAUCUUCUCAGUGGCUGUUUCUUGUGUGUUGGCAAAAACCAUGAUAGUUUCUCUAGCAUUCCUAGCCAUAAAGCCUGGAUCUAGGUUCAAGAAAUGGGUGGGGAAAAGACUGACUUAUUCCAUAGUCCUUUCUUGUCCCCUUAUUCAAGUAAGCAUUUGUACUGUAUGGUUGCUAACCUUUCCUCCAUUCCUUGAUUUAGACAUGCACUCCAUAACUGAGGAAAUCAUUCUGCAAUGCAAUGAAGGCUCAGUUGUCAUGUUUUACUGUGUCCUGAGCUACAUGGGCUUCUUGGCGCUUGCUAGUUUCAUUGUGGCAUUCCUAUCCCGUAAAUUGCCGGAUAGUUUUAAUGAAGCCAAGUUGAUUACAUUCAGUAUGCUGGUCUUUUGUAGCGUGUGGGUCUCCUUUGUCCCCACCUACCUCAGUGCAAUUGGGAAAUCCAUGGUGGCUGUGGAGAUCUUCAGCAUCUUAACCUCUGGUGCUGGUUUACUAGGCUGUAUGUUUUUCCCUAAAUGCUAUAUCAUUGUGUUGAGGCCUGAACUGAACAAAAGGGAACAGCUCAUAAGAAGAAGGAAUUAA